CAGACACUGUGCAGCUUCCCCGCUGCUCCUGUCCUUGCCAUGCGGCUCCCUGCGCCCGUCCUGCUCUGCCUCGGGGCCUGGCUGUCCUAUGCCAGUGCCACCAUCCCAGUGGAGGAGGAGAACCCCGCGUUCUGGAACCAGCAGGCAGCGGAGGCCAUCAAAGCCACCCUCAAACUCCAGCCUCUGAAUUCUCAGGCCAAGAACCUGAUCCUCUUCCUCGGGGACGGAAUGGGGGUCCCGACCAUCACCGCCACACGGAUCCUCAAGGGGCAGCUGCAGGGGAAGUUGGGCCCCGAGACGCCGCUCGCCAUGGAUGCCUUCCCCUACGUGGCGCUCUCCAAGACCUACAACGUGGACCGGCAGGUGCCGGACAGCGCGGGCACAGCCACGGCCUACCUUUGCGGGGUGAAGGCCAACUACCAGACCAUCGGGGUGAGUGCCGCGGCCAAGCAUUCCCAGUGCAACACCACGCUGGGCAACGAGGUUGUGUCCGUGCUGCAGAGAGCCCAGCGAGCAGGGAAGUCGGUGGGGAUCGUGACCACGACGCGGGUGCAGCACGCCUCCCCCGCGGGGAACUACGCCCACGUGGUGAACAGGGACUGGUAUGCCGACGCCAGCAUGCCAGCUACUGCCCUGCAGGAGAACUGCAAGGACAUCGCCUGGCAGCUUGUCCACAAUGUCAACUUCACCGUGAUCCUGGGGGGCGGGCGGAAGUACAUGACCCCCGUGGGGACCCCGGACCCCGAGUACCCCAGCAACGCCGCCCAGAAUGGGAUCCGCAAAGACGACAAGAACCUCAUCACCCUGUGGCUGGAGUCUAAACAGGGCGCCAGGUAUGUGUGGAACAGGACGGCCCUGCUCAGCGCUGCCAGUGACCAGUCCGUGACACACCUGAUGGGCCUCUUUGAGCCUGGCGACAUGAAGUACAACCUCCUGCGGAACUCCACCCUGGACCCGUCCCUCACCGAGAUGACGGAGGCAGCCAUCCAGAUCCUCAGCAGGAACCCCCGGGGCUUCUACCUCUUUGUGGAAGGAGGCAGGAUUGACCACGGGCACCAUGAUGGCGUCGCCCAGCGGGCGCUGACGGAAGCCGUGGAGUUCGACCACGCCAUCCAGAGGGCGGGCGAGCUGACGAAGGAAUCCGAGACCCUCACCGUGGUGACGGCCGACCACUCGCACGUCUUCAGCUUCGGCGGCUACACGCUGCGGGGCAGCUCCAUCUUCGGCUUGGCUCCCAAACUGGCCUUGGACGGCAAGUCGUACACGUCCAUCCUCUACGGGAAUGGGCCCGGCUACCCGAUCAGUGCCACGAGCCGGCCCGCCGUCAACAGCUCCGAGAGUGAGAAGAACGGGUACCUGCAGCAGGCGGCCGUGCCCCUGAGCUCGGAAACGCACGGCGGCGAGGAUGUGGCCAUCAUGGCCAAGGGGCCCAUGGCCCACCUCUUCCAUGGGGUGCAGGAGCAGACCUACGUCGCCCACGUCAUGGCCUACGCCGCCUGCCUGGAGCCCUACACGGAGUGCCCGCAAUCCAACCCGGGCACCACGCAGCCCUCCCCGUGCACCACGCCGCCGAACUCUGCCCACGCCAACACCGGCCUCCUGCCCCUCCUGCUGGGGUCCCUGUUCCUGCCACUGCUCAACUAGCCCCUCCCCCCGCCCAGGAGAGAGCCCGCCCCCCGCAGCCUGACCCCCACAGCCCCCUGUGCCUGCAGCGCUGGCUGCAGCCACAAGAGGGCGACAGCCCGCCCGCUCCCUGCAAGGGGGUGGGGGGUUCCAUGUGAGUGGCACCAAACCCCUUGGACACCAGUUGUCGGGGGGCUCACAGCCUGGGGAGGGGGGAUUGCCGCCUGCUUUGAACAAAGAGA
This is a messenger RNA of Trachemys scripta elegans, 1865 nucleotides long. RefSeq names its product intestinal-type alkaline phosphatase-like. Gene Ontology annotation, biological process: dephosphorylation. Lineage: Eukaryota; Metazoa; Chordata; Testudines; Emydidae. Gene Ontology annotation, molecular function: alkaline phosphatase activity. Gene Ontology annotation, cellular component: plasma membrane. The transcript is spliced from 11 exons. Bases 40 to 1644 code for a protein of 534 amino acids. The record is from RefSeq and is a predicted model, not a curated record.